AUGGCUAAUAACGUCCACAUGAGCGGGCUGCUGAGCCGCCAUGACGAUGAAGCCACGAGGACUUCGACUUCGGAGGGCUUGGAGGAGGGUGAGGUGGAAGGGGAAACCCUCCUGAUUGUAGAGUCUGAGGACCAGGCCUCGGUGGAUUUAUCCCAUGACCAGAGUGGAGACUCACUGAACAGUGAUGAAGGUGAUGCAUCCUGGAUGGAGGAGAUGUCCUACUACUGCGAGAAGUGCCAGAAGUGGAUUCCAGCAAGUCAACUGAGAGAACAGCUCAGCUAUCUCAAAGGAGAUAACUUUUUCAGAUUUACUUGCUCAGAUUGCUCAGAAGAUGGGAAAGAACAAUUUGAGCGGCUGAGAUUAACUUGGCAACAAGUUGUCAUGCUGGCAAUGUACAAUUUGUCUCUGGAAGGAACUGGCCGUCAGGGGUACUUCAGAUGGAAAGAAGAUAUUUGUGCUUUUAUUGAGAAACACUGGACUUUCUUAUUAGGAAACAGGAAAAAGACCUCGACAUGGUGGAGCACAGUUGCUGGCUGUCUCUCUGUGGGGAGCCCCUUGUAUUUCCGCUCAGGAGCCCAGGAAUUUGGAGAACCAGGGUGGUGGAAACUGGUUCAUAAUAAACCCCCCACAAUGAAACCUGAAGGGGAAAAGCUGUCUGCAUCCACACUAAAGGCGAAAGCAGCUUCAAAGCCACCUCUGGAUCCCAUCAUUACUGUGGAAGGUCUGAGGAAACGGGUAAGCCGCAAUCCAGUUGAAUCGGCCAUGGAGCUGAAGGAGAAGAGGUCUCGCACUCAGGAAGCCAAGGAUAUUCGGAGAGCCCAGAAGGAGGCAGCCGGCUUCCUGGACCGUAGCACUUCCUCCACUCCUGUUAAAUUCUCCAGUCGAGGCCGUCGUCCCGAUAUUGUCCUUGAGAAAGGAGAGGUGAUUGACUUUUCUUCUUUGAGCUCUUCAGAUCGCACUCCUCUGACAAGCCCUUCUCCUUCCCCAUCUCUGGACUUCUCUGCUCCUGGCACGCCAGCCUCACAUUCAGCUACUCCUAGCCUUCUCUCAGAAGCAGAUCUCAUCCCUGAUGUCAUGCCACCACAGGCCCUGUUUCAUGAUGAUGAGGAGAUGGAAGGAGAUGGAGUCAUAGACCCGGGAAUAGAGUAUGUGCCUCCCCCAAGUGGGACUGCUGGUGCUGGAACCAUGAUAGCAAGUAGAAAAAAAGUGAAGACAGCUGAGCAGAUCAAGCAAGAAGUGGAGAGUGAAGAAGAAAAAACAGAAAGGAUGGAAGGUGACAGUGAAGAUCCUGAAGAGUCAAACACGCCUCUGCAGUUGAGGGGAAGAGACAAGAGGAAACCACAGCUGGAGAAGGAUGCCAAGCCCAGAGCUCCCAAGCAUACCUCUGUUAGCAUCUAUGAGGAGAAGCUGCUGCUGAAGAGACUGGAAGCCUGUCCCAAUGCCCUGAGCAUGACCCCAGAGGCCCGGAGACUGAGGCGCAAGCUGAUAGUCAGGCAAGCCAAGAGGGAAAGGGGGCUACCGCUUUUUGACUUGGACCAGGUCGUGAAUGCUGCACUGCUCUUGGUUGAUGGGAUUUAUGGAGCCAAAGAAGGUGUUUCCAGGUCCCCAGUAGGGCAAGCGACCUACAGAACUACAAGUCAAGACUUCAGGAUCUUGGACAGAUACCAAACUGUGCUGCCUGCCAUGAAGGGAUAUCGACAGCAGACAACAAAGUUCCUGUAUCGACUGGUAGGGUCAGAAGACCUGCUUCCAGACCACAGCGUUGUCAGUCCUUACACAUCUCGUGUCCUGAAACCGUACAUCAGGCGUGAUUAUGAGACAAAGCCCCCCAAACUGAAGCUGCUGGCAGAAAUCUGGGCGUAUCCACACAGGAAUGAUCUCAGCUGGAAGGCUGAGCCAGAAGCACCCAUUGAUUACUGCUACGUUCGCCCUAAUCACAUCCCUACUAUAAACUCUAUGUGCCACGAAUUCUUCUGGCCUGGAAUUGAUUUGUCAGAAUGCCUACAGUAUCCAGACUUCAGUGUUGUUGUCCUUUACAAAAAAGUUAUCAUUGCCUUUGGCUUUAUGGUGCCAGAUGUGAAAUACAAUGAAGCUUACAUCUCUUUUCUGUUUGUUCACCCUGAGUGGAGAAGAGCUGGAAUUGCAACCUUCAUGAUUUAUCAUCUUAUCCAGACCUGCAUGGGCAAAGAUGUAACCCUUCACGUCUCUGCAAGCAACCCCGCCAUGCUGCUCUACCAAAAAUUUGGAUUUAAGACUGAAGAAUACAUUUUGGAUUUUUAUGACAAAUAUUAUCCCUUGGACAGUAAGGAGUGCAAGCAUGCAUUCUUUCUCAGACUGCGGCGCUGAUCUACCAGAGCCACUGGGGGAUCUGUGAAAAGCCCAGCCUGUCGAGCAAGGUAUUUCUGUGGCUUUCAGCAGAGGAUGCUGGCUGUCACGUGAGAGCUGGAACGCACAUUGGCCUUUUUCGAUAGGACUUCUAAUAUCAACAGUGCUAUGUUGUGUGCUGCAAGUGCAAUCCAAGAGGAUUGAUUCACACUCUCUGAGGGACAGGCCCAGAAAUGCCAACAGAAACAUGCUGAAGCCACUGAAAGACAGAGAUUCUUAUGCAGUUUUCCUGAGACUUUGGAGAAAAAGGGAAGAAAAAAAAAAACCCCAAAAAACAAAAACACCAGAACUUGUCAC
Lagopus muta (rock ptarmigan) is the source of this 2682-nucleotide messenger RNA. It is a transcript of the gene KAT14, whose product is annotated as lysine acetyltransferase 14. NCBI's taxonomy places the organism in Eukaryota, Metazoa, Chordata, Aves, Galliformes, Phasianidae. The record is from RefSeq and is a predicted model, not a curated record. Gene Ontology annotation, molecular function: acyltransferase activity, transferring groups other than amino-acyl groups. Bases 1 to 2346 code for a protein of 781 amino acids. The transcript is spliced from 10 exons.